Impatiens glandulifera is the source of this 1704-nucleotide messenger RNA. Its product is annotated as myb family transcription factor PHL6. Gene Ontology annotation, molecular function: DNA binding; DNA-binding transcription factor activity. The coding region runs from base 196 to 1455 and encodes 419 amino acids. The record is from RefSeq and is a predicted model, not a curated record. The transcript is spliced from 7 exons. Lineage: Eukaryota; Viridiplantae; Streptophyta; Magnoliopsida; Ericales; Balsaminaceae.
UCUAUUCUACAUGUAGAUAGAUUGUCUUUCCCUUUCCAUUUCAAAAUGAAGGGCUUAGCAAACCUCUUCUUGCUAAGAUCGGAAAAUGGAGCUGACUACAUAUCAUUCAUCAUUAACCGGCCUCUUGAGGAAUCUUUAGUGUACUUUGGGAUGUCAGACUUUUGAUGUUGAAUCAUUCUGUUGUCACUGAAAAUCAUGAAGAAAACAACAUGUCAUGAAUCUGCUGGAGAAACAGGAUCUUACUGCACUACUUUAGUGCCUCUUUGUGAUUUAUAUGAUGUCCAAUGGGAAAAUCAAAGACAUUCAUCUGUGGGAUCUCUAUCUUCAAGUUUAUCGCCUGCUGUUACCUUCAAAGAUGUCUGUACCUCUUUACCUGCAAAUGAAUCUAACAGGAACUGUCCAGAGCUUAGUCUGAGUAGUUGUAGUGAUGAUUAUAGCAAGCAACAUCUUAAAACCACUUUUUCUCGUUCUUCAAUGUUCUGUACCAGCCUGUAUUUGUCAUCUUCAUCAAGCUCUGAAACUCGAUACUUUCAUGGAUGUCUUCCCUUUCUACCUCACCCUCCUUUGAAAAACCAACUUACUUCUGAUGAAAAGCAGCCGAAAAAACUUAUGCAGGAGGAGUCUAAUAAUUUUAAUGUAGAAUGUGCUGGUGUUGGUGAUGGAAGUUACGGUACCAACUGUCCAAGUGAAGAUGUAGAAGUUACAGAACAGUUGGAAUUACAGUUUUUAUCUGAUCAGCUUGACAUCAUAAAUGGAAAUGGAGAAAAUCCUAGAAUUGAUGAUAUAUAUGAAACACCUCAAGAUUCUUUAAGAGCAAACAGUGUAUUGAUGAUAUCAGAUCAGCCCCAUUCCUCUUGCACAACACCUCUCGAUAACUUACCUUGUCAAAUCUCUACUGAUUCUUCUGUCCACAAGCCGAGAAUGAGAUGGACACAAGAACUUCAUGAUUGUUUUAUGGAGGCAGUUAACAAGCUUGAAGGACCUGAAAAGGCCACUCCCAAAGGUGUACUCAAGCUUAUGAAUGUUGAAGGUUUGACAAUUUAUCAUGUGAAAAGCCACUUACAGAAAUAUCGACUCGCCAAGUACAUGCCCGAGAGAAAAGAAGAGAGGAAGGGUUCUAGCUCGGAAGAACUAAAGUCACCUUCUUCUAGUAGCAACGAGAGCAACGGAAAGAAAAGAUGCAGCAUUCAAGUUUCCGAGGCUUUGCGUAUGCAAAUGGAAGUUCAGAAACAACUACAUGAACAACUUGAGGUGCAAAGAGAUCUUCAGUUAAGGAUUGAAGAACAUGCCAAGUAUCUGCAGAAGAUCUUAGAGGAACAGAUGAAAGUUGGCAUUCGCGAGAGUGAUGCACAAAUGGUGGCUAAUCUACCUAGUCCUGAUGAAUCUGUAGACAUUAUUGAACAACAGCCGAGCCCGAAAAGAAUCUGUCGUAAAGCAGAGAAAGAAUCAUUAUAGAGAUCAACAUUGUUGUUGCUUUUGAAUUUGGAUUAUGAAAUGGCAUUUUUAGCUUGUAUAUAUCUGUAUUAAUAUUUUCAUUCAUGUUUUCAUUUCUUUAAUUUAUAGCACCAUGCUUUGUUAGAUGUUGUGUGUAGAAAGGACCUAUUUGCAACUUAAUAUUAAGGAAAAUAAGGUCAUUUUCCUUCUUUAACGUGUAUAAAAAUAUCGUUUUAAUUCUUGUAAUAAUGUCCUACUCGUUUUGCUUUU